AUGCCACAGCAGAGACAGGCUCAGGCUCGAGUGCGCUUUUCAACGGAUCUCGAACGCACGGCGGGUACCACUUUUCAGAGUCUGCGCUGGGAAGUGCAUGACGGCGCUGCAAGGGAGGGUGGCGGUGGCGGGCGCGGGCGUGCUCCCGGGCUAGGACUUACUGUAGACACCUCCUCGCCGAGUGUCGUUUCGAAUUUAAGAAGUCCAACACUGCGGAGUGGCGGUCAACGCAUAUCUCCCGUCUCUCCCGCGGACCCUGUUCCGCCGCUGCGCGAAUCUCCUCCCGUCUUGCCCAAGACGCGGGAUCGAGGUUAUUCUCUACGACGGUCGAUUUUUAACCGGAACAUUGCCAACCAAUCAGAUCAAGACCGGACGAAUAGCAUCGAAUUAGGUCACCGUCUAUCGGCGGAUGGUGAGGCUCUGUCUAGGGUCCAUUCGCAGGGUCAGGAAGCUGUGGCUCAGAGUAGCUCGAGGGAUGAAGAAUCUACCACGUUCUCGGACCUGAAGGCCCAAAUAAGAGGGUGGAAGCCUUACUUGACAUUGGACCGAUGGAAAGACUUUACAACUGCUUUCCGAAAACAAGUGCUUCGCAUCAAAGAAAUCCCGCCGAGUAAGGAUGGUCGACAUAUCGACCUUGAUGUCCAGAGACAACAUCCCUUGAUUGACGAACGGACGGGCAAACACUACAUCAGCAACCGCAUCCGAUCAAGUCGAUAUAGUCUAUGGAGCUUCUUCCCCCGCCAACUCGUAGCGCAAUUUUCCAAGCUUGCGAAUUUCUAUUUCCUUGUUCUUUCCAUUUUGCAAAUGAUACCCGGCCUCAGUACCACUGGAACUUUCACCACUUUUGUUCCCCUGAUGAUUUUUGUUGGUAUAUCCAUGGCGAAGGAAGGUUUCGAUGAUCUCCGUCGUUACCGAUUGGAUAAGGAGGAGAACAACCGGAUCGCAUAUAUUUUGCGGCCCUGUGGCCCGCUCGCAAAUGCUGCUACUACCAUUUCCACUACUUCUACGGAAUCCCCGGAAUCCAAGGUAACGGCCACAGUUACUGAUUCAGAAUCCAAUCUUUCAGACUACUGGGUGACUACCAAAUGGGUAGAUAUCGAGGUGGGCAACGUCAUCAAGCUAUCCCGCGACCAACCGGCGCCGGCAGAUCUCGUUCUCCUCCACGCAGACGGCCCGACUGGCAUCGCGUAUAUAGAAACCAUGGCGCUGGAUGGCGAGACAAAUCUGAAAAGCAAACAACCCUGUCGCGCCGUCGCCAAAGCCUGCAAAACGGCCGACAACAUCAUGCACAUCACAUCAAUUCACUUUGCUGUCGAAGACCCCAACACUGACCUCUACAAAUUCGAUGGCAACGUCACAGUUGACGGGAAGAAACUACCCAUCACCAAUUCAGAAGUCAUCUAUCGCGGCAGCAUUCUGCGGAAUACCCAUGAAGCAUUCGGCAUGGUUAUCUAUACCGGGGAGGAGUGCAAGAUACGUAUGAACGCGAACAAGAACCCACGCAUCAAGGCGCCGGCCCUACAGGCCGUGGUCAACCGCGUCGUCGCUGUCAUUGUCCUCUUUGUCAUCGUGCUCGCGUCCGCGUGCACGAUUGCGUAUACGUUCUGGUCGCGCAACGUGGAGGAUGCAUCGUGGUAUUUGCAGUACGCGGAUGUCUCGAUCGGGCCUAUUUUCACAUCUUUCAUCAUUAUGUUCAACACCAUGAUUCCCAUCUCGCUGUACGUCAGUUUGGAGAUUGUGAAGGUUGCGCAGAUGCUUUUGCUGAACGAUAUUGAUAUGUAUGAUGCGGAGUCGGAUACGCCGUUGGAAGCCAGGACGUCGACGAUCAAUGAGGAGUUGGGGCAAGUUAGCUACAUAUUCUCGGAUAAAACCGGCACGUUGACAAAUAAUAGCAUGAAGUUCCGCAAAAUGAGCGUUGCAGGGACGGCAUGGUUACACGAUACUGAUUUACAAGAGGAAGCGGCCCGCGAGGCAGAUCGCAAAAUGCUCCUGCAUAAGAAACGCAAGGAUAAGAAGGCUCCAUCGCGGAAAUCGGCCACAUUUGACCAAUUCGCAUUGGCGCGGAAAUCCGGCGUGUCAAGUCACAUGAACGACGAGAUCUCAACACCACUGACGACGACGCGUUGGCGGUCGAAUAGAAAACAUAGAAUGCAUCAUGGUGGCCGCACUGUGGAGAUGUUGAAAUACAUACAGCAGAAACCGCAUACGCUGUUCGCGCGCAAGGCGAAAUUCUUCAUCCUCGCCCUCACCCUGUGCCACACCUGCUUACCGGAGCGUGACGGCGAUGGUGAUAUUUCGUUCCAAGCUGCGUCCCCGGAUGAGGCUGCGCUGGUUACUGCUGCUAAGGAAAUGGGAUAUCUGGUGGUGGACAGACAACCCAGCUCGCUUACCAUCCGACUGUCAACGGCCAGGCGGGACGGUGAUGGCGACGGCGACGAUGGAGAGCCAAUCGAAAAAGAGGAGGUCUAUGAAAUUCUAGAUGUCAUUGAAUUCUCCAGCGCGCGCAAACGCAUGUCGAUCAUCGUGCGCAUGCCCGACAAGCGAAUCUGCCUCUUCUGCAAAGGUGCCGAUUCGAUCGUCAUGGGCCUCCUGAAACGAUCCGGGCUCGCGGCGGAGAAGGUUGCCGAGAUCGAGAGCCGCGCCAAUAAGCGUAAAUCUCUCGAGGCGAAAGAAGUCAUGAGACGCAACAGCGAGCAUGCAAAUCGCAAGGAUGGCAAGCGGACGAGCCUAAGUAUUGGCCGUCCUAGCUUCGUGGGCACGCGCCGCUCGAGUGUUUCUGGCAAACGCCGCUCGUCGCUGCGGGAUAGCAUCGAUGUCUGGCUCCGGGAGAGGGAGACGGAUGGCGGUCUGGAGUUGAGGGAUGGCGAUGAUGCUGGCUACUAUUACAGCCCACGCCCGUCGAUGCAGUUCUCCCCGCGGCCCUCCGGGGCGCUCUCGGAGGAACUACACCGCUCCUCUUUCCAGACGGAUGAUGGCGCGGAAGAUUUGGUCGAGGAGUCGUUGGUGGUACAAGCUGCGGACACUAUGUAUGACUAUCGAUUCCUUGACGAGGGAGAUUAUCAGGAGUGGAAGGCUAGGUAUCAGGAGGCGACGACGAGUUUGGUGGGGCGGCAGGAGAAGAUUGAAAAUGUGGGCGAACAAAUUGAGAGGCAGCUAGAAUUGGCCGGGGCUACUGCUAUUGAGGAUAAGUUGCAGAAGGGCGUGCCAGAAGCCAUUGAUAAGCUGCGCCGGGCUAAUAUUAAGCUCUGGAUGCUUACGGGGGAUAAGCGGGAAACGGCGAUUAAUAUUGGCCAUUCGUGUCGGCUGGUGAAGGAUUAUUCGACUGUGACUAUUUUGGAUCAUGAUGCUGGAGAUGUCAAGCAGGUUAUUUUGGAGACGACGAGUGAGAUUGAGAGGGGCGCUUGUGCUCAUUCUGUGGUUGUGGUGGAUGGGCAAACGCUAUCGACGAUUGAAGGGGAUCCACCGCUCCAGGAACGCUUUUUUGACCUUGCCAUCUUAGCGGACUCUGUCAUUUGUUGUCGUGCAAACCCCAAGCAGAAGGCGUUCCUCGUGCGGUCAAUACGGAAAAGGGUAAAGAAAUCCAUUACGCUUGCCAUCGGGGACGGUGCGAAUGAUAUCGCUAUGAUUCAGGAAGCGCAUGUAGGGAUUGGCAUUACUGGCAAGGAGGGCCUACAAGCUGCCAGGAUAUCAGACUACUCCAUCGCGCAGUUUCGGUUCCUACUCAAACUCCUCCUCGUCCACGGUCGCUGGAACUACAUCCGCGUCUGCAAGUACACGCUGGGAACCUUCUGGAAGGAAACCGUCUUCUACCUCACGCAGGCUCUCUACCAGCGUUGGAACGGCUACACAGGAACCAGUCUUUACGAAUCAUGGUCUCUAAGCAUGUUCAACACUUUCUUCACCUCCCUCCCAGUUAUCUUCCUUGGAAUCUUCGAAAAGGACCUCGCAGCCUCCACCCUGCUCGCAGUCCCCGAACUCUACACCAAGGGCCAACGCAACGGCAGUUUUAACAUCAAACUCUAUCUUGGCUGGGCCUUCAUGGGAAGCUGCGAAGCCGUGAUUAUCUAUUUCACCAUGUACGGCCUCUUCGGCAACGCCAUCUUCACCCUCGACAACGGCGUCUUCGCUAUGGGCCUGCUGACCUACACUGUCUGCGUCCUCAUCAUCAACCUGAAGCUCCAAUUACUUGAGAUCCGCUACCGGACCAUCAUGGCCGUCAUCGCCAUCAUCGCGUCCGUUGGCGGCUGGUUCCUCUGGAAUAUAAUUCUCUCCCGCCGCUACGAAACAAACGCCAUCUACAACGUCCGCGACAACUUCUUGCCCCGCACAGGCCGCAAUUUGCUCUGGUGGGUUACCAUCUUCCUCGCCGUGGUUGCGGUGGUUCUCUUCGAGCUAUCCGUAGCGGCGCUACGCGUCGCGCUGUUCCCGACCGACGUGGAUCAUUUCCAAGAGUAUGAGGGCGAUCUGGAGAUUCGGAAGCGGUUUGAGGAGGCGGCGGCGUCGGAGUUGCAGCAGGGUUGGGAUCGGGGGGGAAAGAAGUCGAGUUUGGAGAUUCUUGCGGGGUUGGAGAGCGAGGCUGCGGACAGGGAGGCGGAGAGGGAGAGGGAGAGGGAGUUGCAGAUGCAGGAGUUGUUGGAUCGGAGGACCUCUCAGGGACAGGGCAAAGAGAAGGGUGAAGACGGUUCUCAUGUGCGGACGGAGGAGGUGGAGUCGGGGAAUAGUCAGCCCGUCGCAAAUGGAGCUGCGGCGGCCGGAAAGAGUGCAGAUGUUCCAAGUUACUCGCGUCGCUCGUUGGAUGUUCAUGAGUUACUCAAUAAGGGGUUCGGUGCCAUUCGCAAGGGGCAUUUAUAA
Molecule: messenger RNA, 4851 nt
Organism: Histoplasma mississippiense
Lineage: Eukaryota; Fungi; Ascomycota; Eurotiomycetes; Onygenales; Ajellomycetaceae
Exons: 3
Coding region: 1-4851 (1616 amino acids)
Biological process (GO): phospholipid translocation; intracellular protein transport; post-Golgi vesicle-mediated transport
Cellular component (GO): plasma membrane
Molecular function (GO): ATP hydrolysis activity; magnesium ion binding; ATPase-coupled intramembrane lipid carrier activity
Source: RefSeq, a predicted model, not a curated record